Haemonchus placei is the source of this 444-nucleotide messenger RNA. The record is from the annotation of a GenBank genome assembly. NCBI's taxonomy places the organism in Eukaryota, Metazoa, Nematoda, Chromadorea, Rhabditida, Trichostrongylidae.
AUGUACACUGCACUGGUAAGCCCGUGGGGCGGAUCACCAUCUCUACUCGAAGAAACAUGCGUCGAAGAUAUCAAAGAAGCACGUAUAGUUGAUUGUGGUUAUAUGACGGCUUGCGAUUCAAUCGCAGAAACAAUGCUCUCUCCGGGAGUCACUGACGAAAAAUUCAAAAUCUGUCAAGAAAUUUAUUCGACCGAAAGGAAUUACAUUGAUAAUCUUAAAUUGUUACUGAAAGUAAAAGACGUUCUGCUGGAGCGCGUCGCUAAAAAUAAACCAGUUAUGGAGGAGGCAACAAUCAAACAAAUAUUUGGGAAAAUCAAAGCAAUAGUAGAUGUUCAUCAGAGAAUUAUAGCAGAAUUAGAGGACUUAAUUGAGCAUUUUGACAAAAAAGGGCAAAACAUCGCAGAGGUUGGUGAUCAUAUUUAUUCUGCUGUUGGGUUUAUAUAG